AUGCUUGGAAGCUGGUAUAAAAAGAACGAAUUAGGAAAAAGAGCUGCUAUAUUUGUUUCCGUUGGUGACAUUGGUUCAAUGGCGGGCGGAUGGAUCCAGGCUGGGUUAUUUGCACGACUUGAUGGACAUGGUCUUCCUGCAUGGAGAUUGAUUUUCAUUGUCGUCUUUGCAAUGACAAUUCCAUUCGUGUUUUUGGGAUUGAUUGCAAUUCCCGACUUACCACGUCAUGAGAACGCCUGGUUUCUGAGUGAUGAAGAGAAAAAGCUAGCAAUUGACCGGUUACAAAGACAUGUACCCACGGAAACUAUGUCAUUAAGAGUUGUCUGGAGAGCUGUGAAGAGCUGGCAGUUUUGGUUAAUGCCAUUUAUUUUUUUUCUGUAUGGAGUGUCGGUACAAAUGUUGGGAAAUAAUGUAAUGCCUUUAUGGAUGAAGUCUCGUGGCUACACUGUCGUUCAAAUGAAUAACUAUCCUACUGUUAUUUUUGCGUUUGCUAUUGUGGGUACUUUGGGAUAUUCAUUCUUAUCCGAUAGACUUGGAUCACGAUGGCAAGCUUCUGUCGCUAUUGGGUUCACAUUUACAUUGUGUUGCCCUAUUUUGUUAUCGAACAAUGUACCAGAUGGUGCUAAAUUCUUUGCAUUUUUCUUUUUAGGAACUUGUCUUGCUCCCCAAGCUCUCUGGUUUACUUGGUGCGCUGAUGUAACUAGUCAUGACUUAUAUCUUCGAAGUAUCACUACUGGUUGGAUGAAUGCUAUUGAUGAAGCAUUUAUUGCUUGGUGGCCCAUAGUAUUUUAUCCCGUAACGGAUGCUCCUACCUUUAGAACAGGCUAUAUAGCCUCUCUUGUGUUAGGUACAUUGAUUGUCCCUACUGUGGGUGCCAUUGUGUACCUAGAUAGACGAGAUCAACGUUUGCAUUAUGAUGCUGACAGUGACGAUGAACAAACACCUAUUGAAGGCGUAGGUCAUAAUUCGAGUCAACGGUCAAUCCUAGCCAAUGAUGCUUCAAAAUUGCAGUCGAACUAUAACAGUAUUGAGGUUACAAUAUAG
Messenger RNA from Sugiyamaella lignohabitans, 1044 nucleotides. It is a transcript of the gene FEN2, whose product is annotated as Fen2p. Gene Ontology annotation, cellular component: plasma membrane. Lineage: Eukaryota; Fungi; Ascomycota; Dipodascomycetes; Dipodascales; Trichomonascaceae. The record is from RefSeq and is a predicted model, not a curated record. The transcript has a single exon. Gene Ontology annotation, biological process: pantothenate import across plasma membrane. The coding region runs from base 1 to 1044 and encodes 347 amino acids. Gene Ontology annotation, molecular function: pantothenate transmembrane transporter activity.